Chiloscyllium plagiosum (whitespotted bambooshark) is the source of this 902-nucleotide messenger RNA. The record is from RefSeq and is a predicted model, not a curated record. Lineage: Eukaryota; Metazoa; Chordata; Chondrichthyes; Orectolobiformes; Hemiscylliidae.
GUCAAUGAUAUUCCUUUGUUUAAGACGACAACUGAGGAAAUUCCGAGGACUGAGAGGAAUCCAAGAUGGAAAACUCACCCGGGCUGCUGAACUCAUUAACGCCCCCAACGUUGAUGGUGCUGGCAUCUACGACAGAAAGUACCAGAGGUACCACCACACUCUGCCAGCAGCCCCGAACCUUCACGGUGCCAGUCACCAUGGAGAAAGCCCAGGUUCCUUUCCUGGGCCCCACCUACACGUUGGCACCCAUGUAUCAUCAAGCUGAACGGUCUAACGUAGAGUACCCGGUCCCGCUCCUCCACCUGCACCCGCAGUUUGGCAUGCUGGGAUAUGGCACCAUUCAGUCCUUCUCACCUUUUCAGGAGAUGGAGCGUUAUCGGCCUGCCUACCUCACCUCAAAGAGACUGAAGCAGCCUCCGAACGUGGAGCCUCCACAAAUCAGGUACCUCGCCUCAGACCGAGACUUCAAAAAAUACCAGGCUGACCUUUCCAGCGGUUCCCUGGCAACUACAAAACGUGAGCCAGCCAGAGGACCAGGGAGCACCUCCAGCUCUCACGUUCUGUGGAAGAACCCCCAGCAAGGUAGCAAUAAAAAUAAUGUGGGUUUUGGUGAUGAUGUGGGUUUUGAUGGAAAUGAAGUGGGGUUUGAUGGAGAUGGUGUGGGUUUUGAUGAUGAAGAUGAUGUGGGUUUUGAUGAUGAUGAUGUUGUGGGUUUUGAUGGAGAUGUUUUGGAUUUUGAUGAUGAUGAUGUGGGUUUUGAUGGGGAUGGUGUGGGUUUUGAUGAUGAUGGUGUGGGUUUUGAUGGAGAUGGUGUGGGUUUUGAUGGAGAUGGUGUGGGUUUUGAUGAUGAUGGUGUGGGUUUUGAUGGUGAUGAAGUGGGCUCCCUGACUGGACCAGAAUAA